Pseudozyma hubeiensis SY62 is the source of this 1668-nucleotide messenger RNA. RefSeq lists its product as hypothetical. The transcript has a single exon. NCBI's taxonomy places the organism in Eukaryota, Fungi, Basidiomycota, Ustilaginomycetes, Ustilaginales, Ustilaginaceae. The coding region runs from base 1 to 1668 and encodes 555 amino acids. Gene Ontology annotation, molecular function: RNA binding. The record is from RefSeq and is a predicted model, not a curated record.
AUGUCGGAACCUUCCGAACUCGCUCCUGCUACCGCUGUAGCAGCGGAUGCCGACCGACCGCUGACCAACAAGGAAAAGCGUCAGCUGGCAGUAGCGCAGAAACGCCAGGCCAAGGAAUCUGCCGCUGCCCGCAAAUCCAAGCCCUCCGACUCUGCAUCCACUUCCACUACUACUGCUGGUGUCAAACGACCUCACGAAUCCAUCUCUCAAGAUGACUCCGUUGCCGCCGAGGAGGAGCCCGAAGUCCUCUCGCAUAAAGAAGCACGACGACGCAAGAAGCUCCUCUCCUCAACCACCUCUGAUCCCUCCUCUUCCGACCCCACACCCAACUCGCUUGUCCACCCAUCCCGAGCACCGGGGGCUCUCCCUCCACGAUCCGGCUUCUCGAUCUGGAUCGGUAACCUCUCCUUCUUCACCCCACCCUCCAAACUCGUCGACUGGUUCACCCAACGCGGCAUCGACGGAAUCACCCGCGUCAACAUGCCCAAGGGUCUUCGACGUGCAGAGAUGAACAAAGGCUUCUGCUACCUCGAUCUGCCCAACAAGGAUAUGCUCACCGCAGCACUGAAUCUGUCUGAGCAGCCGCUCGAUGGCAGGAAGUUGCUCAUCAAAGACGGUGCCGAUUUCACGGGGAGACCGGACAUCAACGGGUUUGCCAUGGCCGUAGCGAAGAACCUCAAGGAGGCCACUACCAAUCAGUUCGGUGAUAAGGAGGAGGAUGCUGAGAAGGAAGAGGACAAGGAGCAGCAGGGUGAAGGUGAGGGAAGGAAGGGAAAGACGGGUUUGACCAAAACGGCACAACGCAUAUUGAGGGCUCAGAAGAAUCCGCCUUCCAUGACGCUGUUCUUGGGCAACUUGAGUUUCAACACGACCGAACAGGGUGUUAGGGAGUUGUUCGAUCAUUCUGCGACAAAGAGGAAUCCCAAACCCAAGGUUAAGAAGGUUCGAAAGAAAGUGGAGAAGAAGAAAUCUUCUUCUGGCUCUUCUUCGUCAUCCUCCUCCUCCGAUGCGGAAUCAGACUCGGAAUCAGAUUCCGACUCUGACUCCGACUCUUCAUCCUCAUCCUCCAGCGAGGCCCCCUCACCCAAACCUUCCACCACCAAAACCCCUGGACAAGGUGACGUCCUUCCCUCACCCGCCGGCAUCCGCAAAGUCCGACUAGGAACCUUCGAAGACGCUCCCGACAAGUGCAAAGGUUUCGGCUUCAUCGACUUCCACACCACCGAAUUCGCCACCUCCUCUCUCCUCGAUACCCGCAACGCUUUCCUCGACGGUCGACGCAUCGUCCUCCAGUACGCCUCCCCCGACGCCACCCGUCGCGGCGCAGGUAAAGCCAUGAGAACCGCCAUCGACACCAAGAAACCUAACGCCCUCCGAGUAGGUUUCCAGAGGAACAAACCAAAACGAUCCCACCCAGAGCAAGACAAGGUGCAAGAAGAAAGAGAAGUUCAAGCCCCGGUUCCCGGAAGCUUCGAUCCAAACGCCCCACUGGAAAAGAAACACAAGGAAACAAAGGAAGAGCGUAUCGCGAGAAGAGCAGCACAGGGUAGUAGGGGUGGUCCGGCGGAUAAGAGAAGAGCUAAACCAGGUGCUGCAUUGGCAAAUGCCCAGAGAGCCAGUACAGCUGUCGUCCAGAGCACUGGUACCAAGGUCACUUUCGACGAUUGA